Messenger RNA from Protopolystoma xenopodis, 636 nucleotides. The record is from the annotation of a GenBank genome assembly. NCBI's taxonomy places the organism in Eukaryota, Metazoa, Platyhelminthes, Monogenea, Polystomatidea, Polystomatidae.
GUUACCACACUAUCUCUGAGAGCGCUGCUUCUUCGUGAAUUCCCUGCAUUCUUUAUCAUCAGAAUCGAUGCAAAGUCCAACGAAUGUCGUCAAAUCCGCUUCUACAUACAUAAAAUAGGUGCACCAUUAGGACGUCUCAUCACAAUGCAGCACACUACCUCAGUCUCUUUGCUCCAUUUCUUCAUCCUACACAUAUGGGACACCACUAACAUAUCAUGCCCCACUCGGGUCGAUUCACUUUUUUACCACUCUCGUUCUGUCUGGCAUGUGGAGACCUACCCUUACCAGCUUUUUAUCCAGGGCCAACUUGAUGAAGCAACUGAGGAUAGCACCCGCAUUUCCGUUUGCCCCAAUUGCGGUCUUAUGCCCUCCGUGAUUACAGACUCCACUUCCACUCCUCUAUCUGCAUCCUCUUUCUGUGUCUGCUCUGAUGGACGUAUUUCGAGUUAUCCUCGUUCCUACCCACAGACCUUUAAAGGAGGCCUGGAUUCUUUCAUUACCUGUUCUGAUGACGGUACUGUUCGCUUUUGGAAAUUAUUGCAGGAUGGGCGCUUGGAGACUCCUCGACUCUAUUCACCGAAAGCCCCGACGUUCGGCGAUGUGGUACGCUUUUAUCAAGAACUAGUUUUUAUCUAA